ACGCGAUAUCUUUUAUGAGAUGUCGUCACAACAGCUCGAAGUUGCUACUUGACUUUAGGUCUCUGCGUCUCCUUCGCCAACACAUACUGCAAAGCUUUAGAAAAAUAAAUUGGGGGAUAAAUUUGAAAAUUACGCAUGCCGCGGAGUAUAUCGAGGUCGCCGUCGUAUUCGCGGCGGCGAUACUCCCGGUCUCGCUCGCCGGCGGUCACUCACCGCCACUCCACUCGCCGGGACCGUGCGCGUUCCCCUUACAGCAGGCGAAGAAGUCAUUCUGGCACACCGCGACGACGAAGAAGUCGUUCUCCAGCUUCGAGGCAUCGCAAGAGUCGAUCCCCGACGCCAAGACGUCAUAGGAGACGUAGAAGCCAAAGUUCUUCUUUGUCUCCUUCACCUAAAUCUCGUAGUCCCAGUUCAACGUUGACUGAGCGCAAGCUUGCUACUGAAAAAUUGGAAAAGGAAGAAGAACAAGAAGAAAGGAAAAGAUUGCAGCAGGAGGAAGAGCUCAAACAAUUAGAGGAAGAGACUGCAAGGAGGUUGGAGGAGGAAAUCCGGAAUAGAGUCGAGGAGAAAUUGGGUUCCGAAGAAGUCAGGUUAGAAAUUGAAAGACAAAUAGAAGAAGCCCGGAAGAAACUGUUUGAUGAUGUUGAAGCUCAACUUCAAAGAGAAAAGGAAGCUGCCCUUGCUGAAGCAAGGGCAAAAGAAGAACAAGCUCGCAGGGAGAGAGAAGAGCUCGAUAAGAUGCUCGAAGAGAAUCAACGGAGGGUAGAAGAAUCUCAGAGGAGAGAAGCUUUGGAACAGCAGAGGAAAGAGGAGGAAAGACUACGAGAGUUGGAAUUGAUCCAAAGACAAAAAGAAGAGGCUGCUCGAAGGAGAAGACUCGAAGAGGAGGAAGAGCGUGCAAACCAGAUGUUACUUGGUAAGAACAAGUCUCGGCAGAAGAUUGGUUUGUAGCCUAUUGUUGGAUUAUUAAGUAUGGCCAACUUUAGAAGAGCUGUCUACUACUCAAUACUUGCAGAUUUUCAUUUGAAAUAUGAUUGCAACUUUAAUGUUGACCAGUGAACAGGGUUCAACCCAUUCAACAAGACACCUACAAAGUGUUUGGUUUGAGUGAUAAGAUAUGAUUUAUAAAA
Salvia miltiorrhiza (redroot sage) is the source of this 1130-nucleotide messenger RNA. RefSeq lists its product as uncharacterized. Lineage: Eukaryota; Viridiplantae; Streptophyta; Magnoliopsida; Lamiales; Lamiaceae. The coding region runs from base 136 to 951 and encodes 271 amino acids. Gene Ontology annotation, molecular function: cadherin binding. The transcript has 4 exons. Gene Ontology annotation, cellular component: mitochondrion; nucleoplasm. The record is from RefSeq and is a predicted model, not a curated record.